AGUGUACCGUACCGCGCAACAGCUAGAACAUUACAGCGCUCGCUGUUUUGGAAGAACAUCAAAAUGUACGUGAUCAUGGCCGUGAUAGCCGCUUUGGCGGUUUAUUUCAUCGGCGCCAUGGCUUGCGGCGGACUCGCGUGGAAAUCCUGCGUCGGUUAAAUCACAAUUUAAAAUUAACUGAAAUAACAAUUCCAGACUCCAACUAUUCUAAAUCACCUUCCGGAUUGUGCGAAACGUGUCUCGGCAAUAAUUUUAUCUACAUUUGAAUACCAAAUGAAAUGUAAAAUAAAAUGUGUUUUAUUUUUGACCAGAUACAUAAUUUUGUCUCAAUUAUGUGUUUAUACGAAUGGGUUUUAGGUAGAAUGUAAGUUGGAUUUUGUUUUAUGUGCACGUUUGUCUUGUUUUUAUUUUGACAAGUCUAUGGUGUAAUUAGUGAAUUCUAAUAUAAGCAACGUUUAUGAUCGAUAUACCUACCAGGAUAAUUGUUUCAUUCAUAAAACCAGUUAAAAGUUUUUAGCAUAAUUUUACUAUUUUAGAUUUAUGUCAACCAGUGGCGAAUGGCAAAAUUUUCCAAAAGGGAACCCGAUAUAACAUAUAGGUACUAAUAUGCAUCAUGAUCUGCAAAUCGUUCUUGAUAAUUAUUAGAUUCUACAUAAGGGAAGCCGGUGGGAAUCGCUUUAUAUGGACACUUCGCACAUUGAUGUUGACUGGUAACGAUGAAUAUUUUGUAGAUUCAUUUGAUUUCGAAGAUCGUAAGCCUUUUCAUAUCCAAUAUCGACGUCUUUUUUGUAUACGUCGGAAGUCUGAAUAUUAAUGUUUUUUUUCUCUUGUCAUUUAUAUUUGCACAGACGUAUGCACCUCAUCUGUUUAAAUAAUGUAGAUACUUUGUAGUUAAUGUGCCGAAAUUGUUAAUAUAGGAAGACAAUAUGAAUAAUUUUCUACAAUUCCUUUGUAUUUAAACAUUUUAAAUUGACACUUUCUAAUUCCUCAUAUUAAUUUUCAAUGUAUAUUCAUAUUGCUAGUACUAUAAUCAAGAGUUUAAGUAAAAUGUAUUGUUAUAAAAUAUAGUUGCAUGCUUUAUACGAUUUCAUGUCAUUAUGUAGUAAGGUUUUAGUUGUAAACGACUCUAGUAUAAUAUCAAAUUUAAUGUGUUACGUAAAAAUGUUAUAUUUAAAGUUAUUUGAAAAUUGACCAUAGUAUAAUACACCUAAUCAUCAAUAUUAUAUUAUAGCCACAAUAAUAUGACAGUCUUGUGUCGUGUAUAUCAGGAAGCAUGAUUGUAAUUAUUGGUGGAUCACACGAAUAUUUGCCUGGGUGCGAGAAUCGAACCCGUAAUCUCUCGCAUUACAGCCAUCUAUGUGACUUUCUAUGAUGGUUUUAAAAUACGUGACUGAGGAGGCAAUUAUGAAGUUGAAAAAGUGUUAAAGUUUGUGUAAGGAAAA
This is a messenger RNA of Manduca sexta (tobacco hornworm), 1442 nucleotides long. Its product is annotated as vesicle-associated membrane protein 7-like. The record is from RefSeq and is a predicted model, not a curated record. Gene Ontology annotation, cellular component: SNARE complex; membrane. Gene Ontology annotation, molecular function: SNARE binding; SNAP receptor activity. Gene Ontology annotation, biological process: exocytosis; vesicle fusion. Lineage: Eukaryota; Metazoa; Arthropoda; Insecta; Lepidoptera; Sphingidae.